GCGUAUGCGAAAAUGGAGCAGGUAAAAAUAACGCAGACGGAGGUGCGCAAUUGCCGCUCGCCAGCUCACAUCUGCUGCUGCUGUUAGAGCAAAAUAAUUGUUUUGAGUGCCUGAAAAACAACCCAAGGUAGCCCAAGGACAGAUGAUGAGAGCUUUGAGGAAAUCUUUAUAAACAGCAUUUCUGGCGCUGUUCGUCCACCAUCCAAUUUGUUUGUGUUGUUUAUCAGUUCCUCGGCUGUUUAUUUUUCUAUAUACUUUCUGUGCUUAAUAGUUAAUAUCACUGCUCUUGUGGACUACCUCUUGCCACUUCUCUAAUACUUUAUUUUUUUAGUCAGCUCAUACUGACAUCUUCAUUGCCUAAACAAUGAAGUUCUCUUCGAUCGUCAUGUCGGCAGCUGCCAUUGGCAUGUCUGCCGUUGGUAUCACCAACGCUCAGCAGAACCAGGCCGCUUGCUCCAGCGUUUACACCCGUAAGGAGCUCCUGAGCCUGACCCCCAGCGAGUGGACCCUGUACAAGGCAAUUCUGACUGCUAUGCAGAGAGACGGAUGGUUUGCCUGGUUCUCGUACCUGCACGUCCAGUGGUUCAGCCAGAUUCACGGUAACAGCCAGUUCUUCCCCUUCCACCGUCGCUUUGUCCAAGAUUGGGAGCGCGUCGGCAGAAUGUACAACUCUGGCUUUGCCCAGCCGUACUGGGAUGAGAUGCGUGACUACCGCACUCCUGCCACCUCGCAGGUGCUGACCGCCAACUGGAUCGGCGGCAACGGCGCGGGUACCAACCGCUGCGUUACCAACGGUGUGCAGGGCGGCUGGACCAUGACCUAUCCCAACAGCCACUGCUUCUCGCGCAACUUUGCCAACAAUGGCAACCCUACUUCGUGGUACUCACCCGAGUACAUCAACUCGCUUGUUCAGAAGAACAGCAACAUGGCCACUUUCCGUUCCGACAUGGAGUACUCACUCCACGGUGUUGUUCACAUUCACCUGGGUGGCGACAUGUACCAGGGUCACAGCCCCAAUGACUGGGCCUUUAUGCUCCACCACGCUAACCUCGAUCGUCUGUGGUGGCAGUGGCAGCAGCUCAACAACCAUCUGUGGACCAUGGAUGGACCCAACUCCGAUGGCGGAGCCACUACCCUGAACACCAACAUUGCCUACUUCAACGAGCCCAUCCGCAACGUUAUGCAGCUUGGCUACGUACUUCCCCGAGACUGCCAAGACACACCAUAUCAAUGCCUCUGCUCUGUCGCUGCUGCUAUUGCCAAUCUUUCCAACUCUGAUAUUAAGGCGCCCAUUGCUGCCGCCGCUGCCAUUUUCGCCAACUCUCCCAUCGCCGCUCAGGUUCAGAGCCUUAUUACCUCUAGACAGCGCAGGCGCAUCCCCCGCCCCGCUGAAAUUACUGAUGCGUGGGCCAAGAUGCACAACUACAACGCUGCUGACGUUGCUCGUGUUAAGAAGGAGGCGCGCGACUUUGUCGACGACAUGGCCAAGAUCAAUUACGAGUCGCCCUUCUAA
This is a messenger RNA of Kickxella alabastrina, 1513 nucleotides long. RefSeq lists its product as uncharacterized. NCBI's taxonomy places the organism in Eukaryota, Fungi, Kickxellomycota, Kickxellomycetes, Kickxellales, Kickxellaceae. The transcript has 3 exons. Bases 365 to 1513 code for a protein of 382 amino acids. Gene Ontology annotation, molecular function: oxidoreductase activity. The record is from RefSeq and is a predicted model, not a curated record.